AUGAACUGUAACAAAGAUAAUUAAUUAAAUAGUAUUUCUCGCUGCUCAUUCAAUUAUCAAGAUGCUUCUUAAACUCUUCAAAUUUUUGAGGUUCUUGCUUGUUUUAAUGGCUUCGUUAAAGAUGGGUAGUGUGUUAGUAACUGCGGUUAUGGAUAUUUUGAAGAAACGGAAAAUCUUGAUCAUUAAUUAGGUUCCUAUGAAAGAGGCAUAAAAAGCUUGCCAGAUGCUAUAUCAAGGGCAUAUGAAAUUGGAGGUAUAUAUACUUCAUCAAAGAUAAAAAUAAUUUUAAAGUCAAAACCAGACUUGAAUCAUGCUAUUCUAAGAUAGGUUUCUGAUUUUUACAUGCCCAGUCUUUAUGACCAGUAUUCAUAAUCAACAUAGAUAACUAUUGAUACAGAAGAUGGUUUACCUCAAUAAGUUUUUUAUAAAAUGAGAGACAAAUGGAGAUUUAAAGUGGGUGGUGGUCUUGAAUUACGAAAUUUGAUAUUUGAUGCAAUAGAUUCUUAGCUUACUCCUAAAGAAGAUAUCAACAAAUGUCUUUAAAAUGGAUUGAUAAAUUGUUGUGGGACAGAGGACUGCCUUGAGAAAAAAUAUUUCUUAAUAGAGAUUAAUGGUUCUAAUGGUCAUCUUAUACUUGAUUAAGUAACUUUUGAUAAUAUUAAUUCAUGUGGUUCGAUAAUUGGGAAUAAAAAGCCAAUCAUAAAUGUAUAAAGUAAUAAUAAUGAAACUCCUUUUGGCAUAGGGUCUCUUAAGAAAUAACUAGGUACAUUAUUUAUAAACUAGGAAACAUAAUAUAAAAACUAUGGGAGUAUAUUAAACUUGGAAAACUUUCAGGGCGAUGUUAUCAUUCAAGAUAGCUAAUUCCAAUAUAAUUAUGUUAAAUAUUAGAAUUGUGAUAUAGGCAAAGAGAUAUUCAAUAACAAUUUAAAUUAUCAAAAGGAUGAAUAUCAAAGUCUUGGUGAAAAGGAUAGAUUAAAAAUUCACUCUUUAAUUUCGGUAACUAAGCAUAGUCAUAAUGUAGAUCUUAUCAACAAUACUUUUAAUCAGAAUGGUGGCACUAAGGGCAUAAUAAUACUAGAUUUAAAAAAUACAAAAUUGCUCUAAGAUGAUUUAGAUGAGGAUUCAUUUUGCUCAGGUUUUCAUUUGAUUAAGAACACAUUUAAAUAAAAUAUGGGAUGCCCCCUCUACUCAGGAGCAUUAGUGAAUCUAAAGCUUAAUUCUUACCAUGAGAACUAUGUUUCUGGUGGCUCGGGAAUAAUUGAUAUAAGUGGAAGUUUUAGAACAAGAAUUUUAGAUGAAUAACUUUUAAAAAAUGGAGAAUCUUGUCAAGAAACUUUAAAUUAUGGAUAUUAUCAGCCCAUUGAUCUAAGAGUUUAAGCAGGUAUUUAACCUAUAUUUGCAUACACUGAUAAAGUAUAAGCCAAAUUGAUUAGCUAUUUUGAGAAUGGUUUAGAUAUUUAAGAUGUUGUUUACGCCUAAAUAGGAGAUGAUUUUUAAUAAUCUUUGCUUUUGGAUCUUAACGACAAUUAGGCAUUUUAGCUUCCUUAAAAUUUAAAAAUUAGUAAUAUAAGAAUCGAUAAUUUUGAAUGUAUUCUUUAGAGAAUAUGGGCAGGAUGGUCAACUUUUUAACAUUACAUUAAAUGA
This is a messenger RNA of Stylonychia lemnae, 1644 nucleotides long. The record is from the annotation of a GenBank genome assembly. Lineage: Eukaryota; Ciliophora; Spirotrichea; Sporadotrichida; Oxytrichidae.